Messenger RNA from Cataglyphis hispanica, 3932 nucleotides. It is a transcript of the gene Nrk, whose product is annotated as tyrosine-protein kinase transmembrane receptor Ror2. The transcript has 8 exons. The record is from RefSeq and is a predicted model, not a curated record. Gene Ontology annotation, cellular component: signaling receptor complex. NCBI's taxonomy places the organism in Eukaryota, Metazoa, Arthropoda, Insecta, Hymenoptera, Formicidae. Gene Ontology annotation, biological process: positive regulation of kinase activity; cell surface receptor protein tyrosine kinase signaling pathway; protein phosphorylation. Gene Ontology annotation, molecular function: transmembrane receptor protein tyrosine kinase activity; protein binding; ATP binding. The coding region runs from base 449 to 2410 and encodes 653 amino acids.
UCUUCAAAUAGAACGGGUACCGCCAUCAUACACUGAACUACCGAUCGGAAAAGUAUAAAGCGAUAAAUUGAAAGAUAUCAAUAAUCAAGAAUUAUCCAGUACAAGAGUCUCAUGUGCUCGAUUAUUCACGUCGCUCGUUAUGGAAUGGGAUAAUAAAUCGUUUUGCGAAAGAUAUACAGUUAUCGCGUCUCUCGGUCGCUCGAUUAGAAUAGUUCGAUGUAACCGUUGAGAAGGGAGCAAAGAAGGGUGAAAAGUGGAAACAUUCGCGGAUUACGCGAAACGCCGAUUUUUUCUUCGAACAUGUGAGCCUUCCUCGAGAUUCGCAUCACUUUACGGUUUAUAUAUACAUAUAUAUAUAUAUAUACAUUAUAGAUUAUUAUAGAUUACAUAUAUAUAAAUAAAUAAACAUACGUGUAUAUAUGUAUGUACAUAUAAAUGAAUGUAAAUAAUGGUGUUUCGGGCUGUCAUUUAUUCGCUAGCGAUAUUUCUGCGCUUCAGUGCCAUACAAGCAAAACCAGAAUCGCAGGGUUACUGCGCACCUUAUAGCGGCAAGAUCUGUAAGAAAUAUCUCACUGGUAUCGGGAAGGUCUGGUUUAACGAUUCCAAUGACAAUCCCGGCGGAUGGCUGAACGAGAAGAUCACGACGAAUCUCUGGGAAGAAUUGAUAGAGACACUUCUGGAACCAUGUCGUUCGGCGGCAGAAAAAAUGCUUUGCAUGUACGCGUUUCCACUAUGCCAUGAAUCGGUGGGCCUCCCCUUAUGUUACGAGGACUGCAUGGCCGUACGCCAGCAAUUUUGCUUCAACGACUGGGCAAUCAUCGAGGAUAACAAGCAGAGAGAUAUUUACAUUCGUUCGCGUGGACAUUUUGUGCUACCAGAAUGCGAGAGCCUACCCAAAGUGAACAAGGAAGUUCCUACCUGUUCGCACGUACACCUCACCGACAUGGAUGAAGAGGUUGUCACCUAUGAUUGCAUCAGAGGCAAUGGUAGAUUCUAUAUGGGAAAAGUCAACAAGACGAAAUAUGGAUUAGACUGCCAAUCGUGGAGCGCGCAAGUGCCGCACAAUCACGAUAAACCGCCUGAUGUCUUUCCACAGAUUCGAUAUGGCGAAAAUUACUGUAGAAAUGCGGGCGGCGACGAGCCAGUACCAUGGUGUUUCACGACCGAUCCCUUAAUACGUUGGGAACAUUGCGAUAUUCCUGUAUGUGAUAACAUGACAACUAAAGUGGAGAUUGAACCAAAAGACAUAACGAUGGACACUCUAUUUAAUAACACACUGGUGUUCAUAUUAUCAGCAUUAGGCUUUGUAAUCAUAGCCAGUGCAUUACUGUCUAUCCUCCUGAGCCAAAGACUGCACAAGCGUCAUCGAGGCUACAAUCCCACCGAUAAUCAGGACGUAAACAUUGAUUUGGAUAAACUGCCUAACAACGAAGCGUAUCAUAAAACGAGCGCACAGCUGAAUCCCAAGUUAGAAAAGCUGGAAUUUCCGCGAAACAACAUCAUCUACGUGCGAGACUUAGGCCAAGGCGCGUUUGGUCGCGUGUUCCAGGCAAAAGCGCCAGGGCUGAUUGCGGGCGAGGAAUUCACGAAUGUUGCCGUGAAGAUGCUGAAAGAGGAGGCCUCGGACGAUUUGCUGCGGGACUUUGAACGAGAGGCGUGUCUCCUCGCCGAGUUUGAUCAUCCCAACAUUGUGAAGUUGUUGGGUGUGUGCGCACUCGGUCGGCCAAUGUGCCUGCUAUUUGAAUACAUGGGCCGCGGCGAUCUCAACGAGUUCCUGCGAUCGUGCUCGCCCAGCAACUACGUUAUUCGCGUGACCAACACGGCGGACGAUAACGGUUCGACGGCGGGCGAGCCCUCGCGGCUUUCGCACAUGGAUCUCAUCAACAUCGCCGUGCAAGUGGCGUCCGGUAUGGUAUAUUUGUCCGAUCGGAAAUUCGUCCAUCGCGACCUAGCAACACGCAACUGCCUAAUCAACGAUCAGAUGAUUGUUAAGAUCGCUGACUUUGGCUUAUCACAGAAGAUAUAUCUACAGGAUUAUUAUAAAGGAGACGAACAAGACGCCAUUCCCGUCAGAUGGAUGCCGCUCGAAAGUAUACUUUACAACAAAUAUACUGUCGAGUCGGAUGUGUGGGCGUUUGCCGUGUGUCUAUGGGAAAUCUUCAGCUUUGCGCUGCAGCCGUAUUACGGGAUGACGCACGAGGAAGUGGUCAAAUACAUCAAGGAAGGCAAUGUGCUGCGAUGUCCGGACAAUACGCCGCAAUCGAUUUAUGAUCUGAUGAAGCUCUGCUGGAACAGGCGACCAUCUGACCGGCCUACAUUUCGCACGAUCUAUCAGACUCUUGAUGGCAUCAAGCAGGAAUUGGAAGCAGAGCGCAAAUCAGACAGCGUUCCGCUACGCAUUCGGGUGUGAAUAUAAUAAUGACGGCCUAUAGCCUUCAGAUAGUGAAAUGUUAAGGUGGCAGUUCUAAUUUCGGAUUCAAGUAACGCUUUUACAAGCAAAGCAUAACUCGAAUCUGUACAAAUAAUAAAAUAAGAGCGAUAUGGCUAUGAAAGCGCAUUUAGCGAUGUUAUAUCUAGAGGCUCCUUGAUUGUUAGACGUGUGUUAGGUUGUUAGAUCAUUUGCUGUAUUAAAGAAAAGAAAGACAUAAAUGAAACUUAUUAUGAAAAAAGAUGUUAAAUGAAUUAAGUGAGUAUAUACCAGAAGAUUGUUGUAACUUAAGAAAAAAAUACAACUCUUCUACCGAUAAAAACUGGCGCUUUGUCAUAAUUUUCUUGUGUGUAUAAUAAUUUUAAAUUAUUUCUUUUUUCAAUGGUUGCAUAUAAUAUUUCUUCUAAUUGCGUUUAGCUUGCUAAUUAUAUUUAAUGCGUGAUGCGUAAAAGAAUUUUGGAAUAGGAUUUUAGUGUAUACGAUAUAGGGUGUAUCGGAAAAUACUCUAUGGAAAAGGCUAAUCGCGUUAUUUGGUUGUCCUUUAUUUAUAGUUCGCGACUUUCGACUCGCUAACUGCCUUGUUAGGAAGAUAGUUUGUUGUUUCGUUCGACUUGUAAUUUUAACGAAACAUACCGAGACUGAAAUGACUGAAUCGACACUAGCCAUUUCAUCACUGCCGCAAUUACAUUCCAGUAAAUGUGUUAUUGUUGCGCCAUACGGGAGAAUCGUAUCCACAUACGCUAUAGGUGUUGCGUGUAUAAAGAUCUUUUUUUUUCUUCUUUUCCUUUUAUUCAACGUGUAAGAGUAUGCAUAGACUACAUGUAACAAUACUUCUUCGAUCUCAUCGAUUUAUUUUUACUAGUAAUGCGUAUUCGUUCCGAUUAAUCGUUAAAAAGAAAAAGAAAGUUAUAACAGCACGGUACGUUUGUCAGAAAAGAUAUUUUCGUUAUCAAAUGAAAUAUUACGCUACGAUGUCGUGUAUAUCGUCGCGCCGAGGAAACGGAAUCGAAGAGAAUUUAUUUUCGAAAAAAAUCGUCCCAAAUCUACAUCUUUUUGAAAAAUAGAAAUCACGCGUUAUAAGAAUCAUCGUGAAUAUUUCUUUGUUGUUUUUCAAUGUAGAUUUAAAAGGAUUUCGGAAAUAAGUUUCUCCAUCGAUGUAAGUCCAUCAUUCUGCGAAAUACAGUAACAACUCGACGACAUAACGUGUAAAAACUUGCGAAUUCUUCCAGCGAAUAAUCAAUGUAGUGUGAUCUUUGUAAAUAAUCGAUAAAUCGUGUUUCACGAAUCUGUACCGUUGACAAUAUCGUUUAUACUAUUUCUAUACAGUAUAUAUAGUACUGAUUGUACCGUUCUCGAUCGCUCUUUCCGUUGUAGAUUUCAAUUGUAUCACACUGAAAAAUACCCAAUAAUCGAUAAUUGUAUCACGAACACCUUGAAGGAGAAAGUACGAAACUCCACCGAUGUACAAUUUUAACGGAAGGAAUAAACAACCAAUUUCAUAAUA